Molecule: messenger RNA, 2235 nt
Organism: Xenopus laevis (African clawed frog)
Lineage: Eukaryota; Metazoa; Chordata; Amphibia; Anura; Pipidae
Gene: cdk4.S
Product: cyclin-dependent kinase 4 S homeolog
Biological process (GO): G1/S transition of mitotic cell cycle; regulation of gene expression; signal transduction
Cellular component (GO): nucleus; cyclin-dependent protein kinase holoenzyme complex; cytoplasm
Molecular function (GO): ATP binding; cyclin binding; protein kinase activity
Source: RefSeq, marked provisional
CAUCCUCCUCAUGCUAGCGUGCAGCAGUGUAAGGCAUGGCGUGAAUGCGGGCGCUUCCAUGUCAGGAGAUCAGCGCUGUGAGGUUCCCGUGCUGUUCAGGACAGGGGGUUCUUGAGAAGAAUACCAGUGUGGAAUAUGUCAAAAGAAAUGAAGGGUCAAUAUGAACCUGUCGCAGAGAUUGGCGUCGGGGCUUACGGCACGGUAUACAAGGCCAGGGACCUUCAAAGUGGAAAGUUUGUUGCCCUCAAAAAUGUGCGGGUGCAAACCAACGAGAAUGGACUCCCCCUCUCUACGGUCAGGGAAGUGGCUUUAUUGAAACGCCUGGAGCAUUUUGACCAUCCAAACAUUGUAAAACUUAUGGAUGUUUGUGCUUCUGCCCGAACUGACCGAGAGACUAAAGUGACGCUGGUGUUUGAACAUGUGGACCAAGACCUGAAGACUUACUUGAGCAAAGUCCCACCUCCAGGUCUUCCACUGGAGACUAUUAAGGACCUCAUGAAGCAGUUCCUUUCGGGCCUGGAAUUCCUCCAUUUGAAUUGCAUUGUGCACCGAGACCUUAAACCGGAGAAUAUCUUGGUGACAAGUGGGGGACAGGUGAAACUUGCCGACUUUGGCCUAGCGAGGAUAUACAGCUGUCAGAUGGCUCUCACGCCCGUGGUGGUGACGUUGUGGUACAGGGCCCCAGAAGUCCUGCUUCAGUCCACGUAUGCCACGCCGGUAGAUGUGUGGAGCGCGGGCUGCAUCUUCGCAGAGAUGUUCAAGCGAAAACCCCUGUUCUGCGGCAAUUCAGAAGCUGACCAGUUGUGCAAGAUAUUUGAUAUUAUUGGGCUUCCUUCUGAAGAGGAGUGGCCGGUGGAUGUUACUUUGCCACGUUCUGCCUUUUCCCCGAGGACUCAGCAGCCAGUGGACAAGUUUGUGCCGGAAAUCGAUGCCAUGGGAGCCGAUCUUCUUCUGGCCAUGCUGACCUUCAGCCCUCAAAAACGUAUUUCCGCCUCCGAUGCUCUGCUCCACCCCUUUUUCGCUGACGAUCCCCAGGCCUGCUCCAAACAAGAACACUUUACUCAUAUCUGCACCGCAACGGAUGAAGUGAAAUGAAACGGCAUCCCUGCCUGGGGGCUCCAGGGUCGGCGCAGAUGUGGGCACAUUAUUUGCUUUUUCUCUGCCUUAAAGGGAGUUCUCAGCGGGAGGGGAAAGCAAAUAAGCGAUAAAGUGACCAUGUGAUCCUUGUAAAACAUUUCCACUUCCUGGUUGUAAUGGAUUUUAUGCUGCAAAAGUCACUGUGACCGACGCAAGAUUCCGCUGUUCAGAUCAGCGCCGUUUCGCAUUUGUGCCUUAUCGGUCCUUACAUUUAUGGUUUGGGGAGCUCCCUUAACCAGAGACGCACAAUAAGCUACACUAUCCUCAUUAUUUCUGUUCUCACCGCAUUGAUGGUGUCAAAUCUCGGCUUUACCACAAUUUUUAUCACGGUGCUCUUUCUGGGGUAAAAAAACAAAAAAGACUUAUUGAUCAUGUGCUAAAAUUUAGCGCACGCCAGACUGUUCGAGAGCCCGACAAAUAAUUUCUACCAUUUUUGUACUGUUUUACAAUAAUGUUUUAUAUUGGAUUUUCAAGGGUAUUUCUAUUGCGCUGGGGUGGGGUAAAAAUUGACCUGCGGCUAUUUUGUUCCUAUGGUAAAAACAUGGCAGUCUUAACCCACUAGGGAUCCACGGAAUCCGCUAUUUUUUUUGUUAGGCUGAAUCCUCUACAAAAGAUUCUGCAAAAUCUGAACCCAAAUUUGCAAGUUCAUAUUGGAUAAAAACCAAGCAUUUCACAUUCAGUUAUUGAGAGCUUAAAAGACAAAUGGCCAUGAGGGUUAGGAUUCGGCUGAAUGUUAAUGUUUCAUUAAAGUGCUAGGUUUUAACCAAAGCAACAACCAAAACUUGGCCUUGUUGCAUCCCUACAACUGACAUCUUGAUCUUUCAUGCUGGUGAAUGUUGGACGGUCAUGGGCCCAUUGUGGGUAUAAUUUGUUCAAUUUGGAGCCUGCCUCGCUAAAUCCUUUAAUGCAGAAUUCUUUCCUUUCUGAACUGCCCUUGUUUGUCUGUUGACAUUGAAACCCCAUUAUCAGCGUUGGUUCAACUGCGCACGCUGUCGUUCUGAAUGUUACAGUUCAGCUUUAAAGUCUACUCAUAAAGUGAAGUUUAAAACGGGUGGGAAUUGCCAGAUUUAGUGUGAGGGUGAAAGACAAAAAAAAAAA